AUGGCAAGUUCUAAAUAUAGGCAUAAUGACAACUUUGAUUCUCGGUUCGAGAUCGACUAUCUUGAUUAUGGCAGCAAAGACGGAAACUUGUCUACAGACCAUCAAGGCAAGAAUCUAUCGAGAAUUGAAAGAAACCAUACAGUGACAGGUUCAACACCACCACAAAUUACAGAGAAAUCUUUGUUUUGCGGAGGAAUGACAAAACCCGUGGUAUCUGUUGUCGCAGUAUUGGUUAUCGCAUUAGCUGGUGUCGGCCUUGGUCUAUACUUUGCCGGUGUUUUUAGAGGUAAUAUCAGGCAAGACGCUACAAAAACCAACAAUACAUCGUUACUAAAGGGUGUCGUAACAGAAGCUACGAGCUUAACAGCACCAAAGACCUUUACAACGGGUAGUAUUCCAGCAGCAGACUCAACAGUUGAACAAAAUGACAAGAUGGCAACAACAAAGCCCUUGAUAACAGUUGAACAAAACGCAAAUAUGACAACAGUAGAUACCUUGGCAACAAUUGAGCAAAAUGACAAGAUGACAACAACAGAGCCAUUGAUAACAGUUGAACAAAACGCAAAUAUGACAACAGUAGAUACCUUGGCAACAAUUGAGCAAAAUGACAAGAUGACAACAACAGAGCCCUUGAUAACAGUUGAACAAAACGCCAAUAUGACAACAGUAGAUACCUUUGCAACAGUUGAACAAAAUGACAAGAUGACAACAACAGACGCCUUGACAACAGUAAAACAAAACGGCAAAAUGACAACAGAAGACCCCUCGACAGCAGUUGAACAAAACGACAAAAUGACAACAGCAGACGCUUUGACAACAGCAGAACUUAUAGGCAAGGUGACAACAGCAGACGUCUUGACAACAUUAGGGAAAAGCGGCAAAACGACAACAGAAGAUUCCCGGACAACAGUUCAACAAAGCGACAAAAUGACAACAGCAGACGCCUUCAAGUUGACAACAGUAAGGAAAAGCGACAAAACGACAACUGAAGACCCCCCGACGACAGUUGAAGAAAGCAACAAAAUGACAACAGCAGAACUUUUAGGCAAGAUGACAACACCACAACCCUUGAACAAUGAGAAUAAUACGUUUAUAGUUACUUACGGCAUAUGGGCAAAAUGGACUCCUUGGUCAAGUUGCAGUGUCACGUGUGAUAAUGGAACUCAAACCAGAACGAGGUUUUGUCGGAAGACGUCAUCUAAGGAUAUCGAUUGUGAUGGAGAGGAUGAAGUAACAAGAUUGUGUAACAAUGGGAAUUGUCCAGAUUGUGAAAUAACGUGUCCAUCGAAUACGAUUUUAAAUGAAAACUGUACGGCCUGCAUAUGUGCUUCUAAUAUGAGACAUAUCCAGGUUUUCAACACAAAAAUGGUUCCAAUUGAUGGCGUGACGAUUGCAAAGCUGGAAACACAGUAUGAAAUAUUAGGAACAACCGCCGAUUCAAAUGGGAUAAAAAUUGAUUAUCUUUGUGAAUCAGAUUUGUUGAUAUUCAAGAAGUUGAAAUAUAUGGAUGUCACGUUAUCUGUUGGUGGCGUCUCUUCCGAUCCGAUAAAAGUUACCAUGGAAACAACAGAAGCAAUAGAGAUCGUUGGCCAUCCUCAAGAUGCAGUAGCAUUAAUUGGUGACUCCGUCAAUUUCACGUGCAGAGCAAUAGGGAAACCACCACCUGAUGUCUAUCAGUGGUUCAGGAACGGAAAGCUCAUAACAACGAACCCAUUAGGGUUAACAAAUAGCAGAUUAAUGCUGAAUAGUGUCAGUGAUGGUGACAAGGGGUCUUAUUACUGUGAAGCUAGCUCCGACUAUGGAUCGGCAAUAUCAAAUAUUGCUUCCCUUGAUGUCAAAGAUGAUGGAGGGAGUUUCUGUGACACAUCCCCUCUAUCACAUCCCAAAGCGUUACCAAAGGACUGUCCACAGACUGGUGACAAUCCGCUGCAGUAUGAAGUUGGCCGUUGCCGUAGAAACGAGUGUAUUCAGCGACCAGAGUCAAAUACUGAAUCCGAAUAUUGCUGUGGCCCUACACGCCAAACAAUGAGAACGAUUUCAUGUGCUGACUAUUCUUUAGAUAUUGUUGUAACAUUGGAGUGUGGUUGUGUUGUGUGUAAUCAGGCAAAUGUUACUGGUAAUAUCAUAACUAGCGUUCGUAAGGUCACUUUUAGCGGAUAUGCUCAUGAUAUAGUUGACACAAGUUCUCCUCUUAGAUUUGGGAAGGUAUACUUAUUUGAUGAAGAGAUUGCAACAACAAGUUUUAAUGGUGAGUUUAGUUUUCCCGUCCCUCUUGAUAUGACAAGAAUCGUGGUCACUUUUAAGGAAGAAUUCAUCAAAAAUAACUUCAUUGAGACAUCUAAGGUGUUUAACAUACCCAAAGACUAUUCCGGUAAUUUCUAUAGAGACAUUCCGCUUUUGAGAAAAUCUACUGUUGUUGAAAUUCCAUCAUCAGAAACGACAACUCUCUCCUUGGCUAACUCAACGUCUGGGAGUUCAUUUGCUGACGUCAUCAUUCCUGGUGAGUCAUUUUACAAAGCUGAUGGUACGAAAUACAGCGGUCCUGUUCAAACAGCUAUAAACUUUAUAGACCCUCGAAAUAAUGAAGACCUUAAUGCCAUGGUUGGAGAUCUAACAUUCAUCAAUGACGAUGGUGAUAUUGGGUCAUUGCAAACAUUCGGAAUGUUCCAUUUGGCAUUUAGUGAUACGGCCGGAAAUGAACUUGGCAUCAAAGGGGAAGUAGGCAUGGCAAUAAGUGCUGACGUCAUAGGUGCAGGACUGCAGAACGCAACGAAUGUAAAGCUUUGGUCUUUUAAUCCCUCCUCUGCGAGAUGGGAAUAUGAAGGGAAUUUGAGACGAGUUUCAAAUAGAAAAAAGAGAUCACAGGCUCGGGACACCACAGACUUUUUUGUUGGUGACGCAGUCAUAACAGAUCGUUACUGGUUCAACUUUGAUGACAAUCAGUUAAAUUACUGUUUCAUUAAAGUAAAAACAUAUAGUGACUCGAGUUCAGCAUCACCAUUACCCUGGGACAGCUCUCUAGAACCUACUGUAAUUUCAUUGGAUCAAACAUCUUGGCAAGGUGGCAGCGCAGGACGUAUUGUCACUGGAGGUAUGAGUAGAAAUCGCGGCUUACGAUCGCAUGAAGAUUGCAUAUUGACAGUUUGUGGUGAUUCCCAGUUUCACGGAUACCUAUUCAUGGACAGUCCAUCGGGUGCAUUGAGUGCUGCAUCAAGCCUAGGCGGAUCAAGUUCAAAUGUGUCUGGUGUAAAUAUAAUAGUAGAUCAACUAAGUCCAACUGAAAGUCGAGGGAGAGUCAUUGAGACAACAGUUUCCCCACUCACUUCAAAUGGCCCGAUAUAUCAUAGCAGUUCCAGUUUUUUGUCUCGUACUAAUUGUGUAAACCCAGAUGAAACGGCCCCACAUUAUAGUUUCUAUCAAAAUACAGCUUCCCUAUUUGAGUAUUCUGUAUGUGAGCGUGUGCAAUGGGAUUGCCCUUCAGUACAAAACUCUUGGCCUUUAGCAUGGUUUCCAAGACUCACGUCCACGUAUUGGGUCUGGUAUAUUAAGGUUCGUGUAGUCGUUGAUAGUACAUCGGAGGAAUCAUCUGUAAGAGUUGUAAGUAGAGGAGGUACUCACCUUGCAACCUUGGGGGAGAUGUUCGGUAUCCGUGAAGACACAACCAUAGAUCAAACAGCAUGUAUUGAAUUCAAAGGACGUGGCACCAUACUUGAAGCUUUAGACCAAACUAUCGUCGAGGUGCUUGUAGAAGGCACAGACUGUACAGUAGAGUCUGUUGCUUCCAGUCUUCAACAAUACCAGACAACCACACCUUAUAACGAUGCAGCGCUAGUUUCAUUUAAACCACCUUCUGCCUCUAUCAUUGGUGGAACAGAUUUUGGAAUAUACGUAGAUGAUAAUGACGAUGUUCAAACGGCUAAAUCUACUGCCAAAGCAAGGUGUCUAUGUGCUGAUUUCCAACAAGGCCAAACGUGUAGUUCACCCAAACCUGUUAUCGGUGUAGGGCUAACUAUAAGAUGUAAGAAACGUUACGGUUAA
Owenia fusiformis is the source of this 4038-nucleotide messenger RNA. NCBI's taxonomy places the organism in Eukaryota, Metazoa, Annelida, Polychaeta, Sabellida, Oweniidae. The record is from the annotation of a GenBank genome assembly.